This is a messenger RNA of Acanthamoeba castellanii str. Neff, 1344 nucleotides long. RefSeq lists its product as uncharacterized. The coding region runs from base 1 to 1344 and encodes 447 amino acids. Lineage: Eukaryota; Discosea; Longamoebia; Acanthamoebidae. The record is from RefSeq and is a predicted model, not a curated record. The transcript is spliced from 6 exons.
AUGAAGAGACUGGCACGAACAUCCACUGCUGGUGCGAUCGCACCUUCUGCCCUGCACACUGUGGGCCGCCACUCGGUUUCGCCUGCUUCGCGCCAUUUGCUGCUGCAAUCGCAUGGUUCUUCCUCGAUCGGGCCAAUGGGGCAGAUGACCUCGCGAGGCUUCCGUGCCACGCCCUCCACCAACAACGACAUCAGGGAGGCGCUGAACGCCGCCUUCUCCUUCAGGCCAACGCCGCAAUCGCUCGAGGCGAGCACGCUGCUGGCCAAGAACAACGAGGUCCCUGCGGAAAUCGAUUUCGACCUCCAUCUCCCGCUUCUCAAGUCCGCGCUCAGCCAGCACAAGAAGGCCGACGUCAUCCGCCUCAUGCAGGAUCUGGCACGGGCCAACGCGCCCGCCAGGGCCUUCAUCCUCCAGCGGGUCGAGCGCUACACCAAGCAGAUGGAGGAACAGAUGACGCAGGCCCAGCAGAAGGCCGCCUCCUCGUCCAAUGCCGCCAAGAUUAGCGCCAACGCCAAGAACAUCGAUGUCCAGCAGCCACCCAGCGACAAGGAGGCCAAGGAAGGCAGCCCUGCACCAUCAGACAAGAUGUCGCUGCAGGAGGCGGUGCUGCACGGCCAGCUGAGCGCGAGGGAGCUCGAGGGCGUGUUGCGCGACCUGCACCGCGACAUCACCCUCUCCCCCGCGGACGAGCAGCAGAUCAAGGACGAGGCUCGUGCCUUGUGGGAGGCUGGCACGGCAGCAGUGCUGGCUGUCGAUCAGUCCUUGCCGAAGCAUUUUACCGCCAUGGUGAUUGACGCUUUCCCAUGGGCCGACCUGUUGCUGGCGGAUGAGGUCACCAAGCUCGUUAUUGAAAGCCCAGUCUCCAAGGCCGCGGCCAGAAUCCGAGCUACGGAGGUGCUGGCACGGCAGGAGAACAUCAAGAAGAACAUGAGUUGGAUCUCGCGACUCAUUCUCCCGUCGAUCGCGCCGUCCAAGAUCAAGAAGGGCCAGACGCCCCACGUCUACGACGCCGCGCUCGACGCCUACAUCCACAACGACUUCGACAAGCUGCUCAGCACCCCGAGCGGCGAAAAGCUGACCGAGGCCACGUUCCGCCACGUGGUGCAGAAGUUUGAGGACGCGCCGGAGAACAUCGCGCGGACGAUUGCGGCGACGCUGCACGACACGUUCGUGGGGCACUUCAUCGCGCGGACCAUGGCGUCGGGGAUCGACUACUACUCGCCCAAGAGCUUCGCCAAGAAGCUCCUCACGCCCAUGAAGCCCCUCAACCCCUACUUUGCCCAGCGGAAGCGCGAGCUCGACUCCACCGCCUCCGCCUCCGCCUCAGCCUCCGCCAGCGCCUAA